This is a messenger RNA of Fukomys damarensis (Damara mole-rat), 1262 nucleotides long. RefSeq names its product abhydrolase domain containing 10, depalmitoylase (gene Abhd10). The transcript has 5 exons. Gene Ontology annotation, molecular function: hydrolase activity, hydrolyzing O-glycosyl compounds; palmitoyl-(protein) hydrolase activity. The coding region runs from base 46 to 957 and encodes 303 amino acids. Gene Ontology annotation, cellular component: mitochondrion. NCBI's taxonomy places the organism in Eukaryota, Metazoa, Chordata, Mammalia, Rodentia, Bathyergidae. Gene Ontology annotation, biological process: protein depalmitoylation. The record is from RefSeq and is a predicted model, not a curated record.
AACUGCGCGUACAGAGCGUUCCCGAGCGCAGGGACCGCUGGGAAGAUGGCGGGCGCGUUCCUUACCGCCUGGGGUUCUCGUCGCAGCUGGGGCUGGGCAGCCGCCUUUUUAGGCCCCCACCACGGCCUCAGCGUGUUGCUAACAGGGAAUCCCCAGCGGACGCCCCGGUGUCUCCCAGCUUGCAGGCAAAAGACAUCAUUCUCUUUCCUUAAUCGACCAGACCUUCCAAAACUGGCUUAUAAGAGGAUAAAAGGCAAAAAUCCAGGAAUUAUCUUCAUCCCUGGCUACCUCUGUAACAUGAAUGGUACAAAAGCAUUGGCGAUUGAGGAAUUUUGUAAAUCUCUAGGGCAUGCCUACAUAAGGUUUGAUUACUCAGGAGUUGGAAAUUCAGAGGGUAACUUAGAAGAAUGCACGGUGGGGAAAUGGAGAAAAGAUGUUCUUUCUGUAAUUGAUGAUAUAGCUGUAGGACCACAGAUACUGGUUGGAUCUAGCCUUGGGGGGUGGCUUAUUCUUCACGCUGCAAUUGCACGACCAGAAAGGGUGGUGGCUCUCGUUGGUGUAGCUACAGCUGCAGACACCCUAGUGACACAGUUCAGUCAGCUUCCUGUGGAGGUAAAAAAGGAAGUAGAGAUAAAAGGCAUGUGGACCCUGCCAUCAAAAUACCACGAAGACGGCUUUUACUGCCUGAAGUACAGUUUCAUUAAGGAGGCAGAGCACCACUGCUUGCUGCACAGCCCCAUUCCUGUGAACUGCCCUGUACGACUGCUCCAUGGCAUGAAGGAUGACGUCGUACCUUGGCAUACGUCCAUGCAGGUGGCUGACCAAGUGCUCAGCACGGAUGUGGAUGUCAUCCUCCGAAAAGAUAGUGACCACCGAAUGAAGGAAAAGGCGGACAUACAGCUUCUUACUUAUACUAUUGAUGACUUAAUCGACAAACUUUCUACUAUAGUUAACUAGAAUCAUAUUUUUAAUUGAUAUGGGAACUAACAUAUCCAGAAGAUUGAAAGGGGAAUAGCAAAUCAAAGAUCUUGAUACUUUAGGCUGUAGGCUCUGCUUGUAAGUAUCAGAUAAGUAUUUAUUUAAUGAUGUCUGCACAGAUAAUACAGAUUGUGGCAAAAGUACUGGCUCCUGUUUGGAUAAUUUUCUCCUUCCUACACUCUUUUCAUUUUGUUUCAUUAAAAUAAUUCCUAUUUUUUUAUUCAAGAGAUGUCUACCUUUCUUACAAAUAUGUUAGCAGGGCCAGCUCUUAUGUUCUUAUGUAC